Macrobrachium nipponense is the source of this 2076-nucleotide messenger RNA. RefSeq names its product putative inorganic phosphate cotransporter. The transcript is spliced from 12 exons. Gene Ontology annotation, biological process: monoatomic anion transport; transmembrane transport. Bases 287 to 1792 code for a protein of 501 amino acids. Gene Ontology annotation, molecular function: transmembrane transporter activity. Gene Ontology annotation, cellular component: membrane. The record is from RefSeq and is a predicted model, not a curated record. NCBI's taxonomy places the organism in Eukaryota, Metazoa, Arthropoda, Malacostraca, Decapoda, Palaemonidae.
ACCGGACGUUAUGUUGGUGUUCAUUCACUUGUCUUUAAUUUGCAUUGUGUAUCCGUGACGUGACUUAAAGAUGAAGACUGUUCUGGUACAUUAUCCGAAAUAGCUGACUGGACACCAAUGAUCCUUGGAUGCAAUACUAAUCAAAAUCGCAAGACUUGAACUUGAUAGAAAGAAACGCCACUGUUCCAAUGUUGGAGUCUCACUGAAGGUGUCGUGUGUCGCCGUGUGAGUGUGUGGAGACUGAAAGAGAUCAUACUAGCACAGCAGUAGUACAUCGCGGAUAAUAAUGGACAAAAGCGACGAAUCACUCACCCGGUCAGCAGAUCGUGUUUACUCUGUUGAGUUGCCAGAUGGAGGACAUCACCGACAACCGAAUGAACAAAAUAAAAACCAUGGAUGGACUGAUCGGCACACUUUUGCCUUGAUGAAUCUCUUGGGUCAGUGCAUCGCCUUUAUGAACAGAGGAUGUCUCUCCGUUGCUAUCGUGGCCAUGGUGUCCUCCGGUGGCUCCAAUUCGACUCACGGAGGAGAGCAUGGCGAUGUCUGUCCAGUGCCACCCAGUGCCAACGAUACUCUUGGUCCAGAAAAGGAGGGCGAAUUCGACUGGGAUGAGCAGCUGCAAGGCGUAGUGCUUGGGUCCUUCUACUAUGGAUACGUAUCGUCGUGUUUUCUUGGGGGAUUACUGACGGAUUACUUCGGUGGUCGCCUCAUGUACGGUGUCAGCAUCAUGGGACUAUCAGUACUGAGUGUGUUCUCUCCCAUCUCCGCUCGGACUUCUGUUGAGCUCUUUAUUGCUAACAAAGUUAUUUCUGGACUGAUACAGGGCCCGAUGUACCCUUCGCUUCACUCACUGAUGGCCUCGAGGAUCCCUCCACACCUCAGGGCUAAGUACAACUCCAUUUGUCUAACCGGCAGCACGUUUGGAAACGUCUUCUCAAUGGCUCUUGGAGGACUCUUGGCCAGUUCCAGCUUUCUCGGAGGUUGGCCGUCUGUAUUCUACGUCUUCGGCGCAGCAGGAAUUCUCUGGAGUAUUCUAUGGUUCUUGCUGAUUAAGGACGACCCCCAUAGAAACGAUGUUCUCUCGGGAAAUGAUGUAGUACAUUACCAAGACAGAAGUAUGUUAAAAGAGGUUAGGUUCAAGAGUAUCCUGACGUCUCUGCCGUUCUGGAGUCUCGUGCUCUUUCAUUUUGGUGAUUCCUUCGGCUACUACAUGUUGUCCUCAGAGAUUCCAACUUACUUGAACAAUAUCCAGUAUGUCGAUCUUAAAAAGAAUGGUCUGGUAUCAUCUUUGCCUUACAUAUUGCAAAUAUUCUUCAGCAUGGCUUGGGGGAUCGCCAUCAAUAGACUGAUUCUAUCUGGUCGGAUUUCAAUUUUGGCGUCGCGCAGAAUUUCCUCAGCAGUAGGAAUGUACUGUGCUGGCCUCGCCCUGGUAGCGAUGUGUUUCGUCAACUGUAAUUCAUCGCUUGCCGUGGCCGUCCUGUGCAUAGCGGUGGGCAUUACUGGGGCCUCUAAUAGCGGGGGUUAUUUGGGAGAGCAGGAUAUAUGUCCUACGCCUCUGGUAGGAGUCAUCAAAGGAAUGUCUGCUACCGUGUCUUCUAGUACGGGAUUCAUAGCUCCUCUCGUCACAGGAAGCAUCAUAGUGGGAAACGAAACUUUGUCAGCUUGGAGAACGGCGUUCCUCAUAGCAGCUGCGCUGUAUAUCAUCCCUGGAACGAUUUACCUGAUUUUCACAACUGAGAAGGUUCAGCCGUGGAUUAAAAGUGAAAAGGAUGCAGAAACAAAUAAAUUCUAGAAGCCACAUCACACUGCAGAUGUACAGGAAAGGCUGCCAUAUUUUUCAGCUUACUUCGUCAGCCGAAACUAGAGUGAUACUCGUUUCAUGUAUAAACACGAACUAGAAAUAAUUAGUACUAGUUUUUAUGGCGUGGCCAAUGCCCGUGGCAUUUGUAAGACUUUGGCUCUAAAGGCAGCAUACAAUACGGUAGUAUUGCAGUCAUACAUCUAUUGUAGCUACUUAGUGAGCCCUGCUCCAGUUUCUAUCAUAUAGAAAAAAAAUUAAUAAAAUUAUAAUUUGUU